GGGUGCGCGUAGGGGUGCGGGAGCUCUGAAUACCUCUCCUCCUUCGCGGUGCUCUCUGGGGUCCUCACACUCCCGCUGGCAGAUCCUGAACCGACCCGCGGGCGUCCGGGGCCUGAGAUGAGCUUAGAGUCCCUGUUCCAGCACAUCAUCUUCUCGGAGCAUCAGGCCGAGGAGAGUCGCCGCUUAAUCCGAGAAGUAAGGUCGGAAAUAAACAGAUGUCGUGAAGAAAUUAAGAAAGCAACUGAGUUGCUGAAUGAAGAGAAAAUCAAGUUGGAAUUGAAGGUUCAGCAGUUUUCUGAAAAAGCCUUCCUCUUACAGCUUUGGAAAAUUCAUGAAAAUGCCUUAGAAAGACAGUGUAGUGAAAUUACAAACCAGAGGAAUAUGCUUCUUCAAGCCUUUGAGGCUGCGAAGAAAAAAGUGACAGAGGAGGAAGAAAAAUUUAUUAAGGAAAUUACAGAUUUCAAUAAUGAGUAUGAAGUAACAAAGAAAAGAGAACUUUGGAUAAAAGAAAAUGUCAAGAUUGAAAUAUCUGACUUAGAAAACCAGACGAACAUUUUGAAGAGGGAAAUGAAGUCAAUGGAACAUGAUAGUGGCCAGUUAAGUGAACUUCAAAAACAAAAGAGUGAAUUAGAACAAGAAUUACUUACUGUGCAGAGAAAACUUAAAGAUUGUAAGCACUUUCUUAAUUGUUUAGUUUUUGAAGAUAAAAAGAAUGAAGCCAUUUGUACUACCAAAUACCUAGAGGCAGAAAAAGUAAAAAUCAAUGAAAAGCCUCAAAGUGAUGCAGAAUGCUUAAGACUUAAAAAAGAAUUACAACUUUAUAAGGAAGAUGACAUGCAAAGUGCUUGUGAAGCUCUCCAAACAGAAAUAGAAAUUUUAGAGUUGACAUUGGCACAGAAAGAUCUUCAGGAAAACAAAUAACUUGUGGAGAGUUGACCAAAGCUAUACAAGGUGUGUCUGUGGAGUUAAGUCUGAGGUGCCUGCAGCCUUGGCCAGCGUAUGUGCCUGCCAGUUUUCUUCCUGAUGCCAAUGUUGGUGGAAUGAAAUAUGUCAUCUUUUUGGGGAUGUACAUAAUCUCCUGAGGGCUCUCAGGAUUCAUUUUCGCUGAAGCAUGGCAACUACAACUCAUGUUUGAAUCAAACUUGGUAUUCCCACCAAAUUUGCAACAUUAUAUAGCUUUCUGUGAUUGACCAUCCUGUCUAGGAAGAAAGGUGUAUAUACGUCUUACUAGUUUCUUAAAAAGUGCAUUGAAACUGUUCAACAAGGCCUUAAACUAUGGGAGCUGGGACUAGGGAGGGGAGCAAAACCUGUUUGGGGAUAUAUUUCAAAGUACUGAGUGCAAAUGCUAGAAUCGUGUUUUCUUUUGUGGUUAUAGUUGAAUGAGUUUAACAUCAACUAUGAAAUGUUCUAAACGUCUUCUCUCUACUGAUGGUAAGGUGGUCUAGUUCCAGACCAACGCUUACUUUGGCAUAGCUUUCUUUGUAUGUUGUUUUACACUCUUAUUUUUAAAAAAUUAGUAAACUUAAAACUCUCCUUUGAGAUGUGUAGCAAUUGCCAUCUGUUUAAAUAAUUUGCAUUUUCAGAAGUAAUUUCUUAUUUUGAUUUCUUAAAUAUUUGAUAGUAAAUUACUUUUGCUUAAGAAGAAAAAAAUUAAUGGUACCAGGGAAUUACAUUCUAUUUUAUAUGCAAAUAUAGAGUAGGAAAUGGUUAUUGGGAUUAGUCAUGACUUCAGUUCUUAUUUUAUUCCAUUUAUCUAAAUUCUAAGUCUCAUGACUAUCUACUUAUUAAAUUUGUAUUAUUAUUAAUAUGCAGAUUGAGUUUACACAUAAAGCCUUUUUCACUUACCAGUAAUUUUUGUUCGAUAUUGGUUUUGUAGCUAAACAUUAAUGUGAAUUACAAGAUCUGCCACAUAUUUGCAUAACACAUAAUGACACAUAUGCAGAAUAAACUUUUAUUGAUACAACUAUCUUUUCAUAUGUGUAUCAUACAGGAUAUCAGGAUUAAAUAUUCAGUAAUGGAAUCAGGAUCCAAAUAAACUGAAUUUGAGAAAAAAA
Canis lupus familiaris (dog) is the source of this 2054-nucleotide messenger RNA. RefSeq names its product coiled-coil domain containing 172 (gene CCDC172). Bases 118 to 921 code for a protein of 267 amino acids. The record is from RefSeq and is a predicted model, not a curated record. Gene Ontology annotation, cellular component: cytoplasm. NCBI's taxonomy places the organism in Eukaryota, Metazoa, Chordata, Mammalia, Carnivora, Canidae. The transcript has 9 exons.